Molecule: messenger RNA, 964 nt
Organism: Hydra vulgaris (swiftwater hydra)
Lineage: Eukaryota; Metazoa; Cnidaria; Hydrozoa; Anthoathecata; Hydridae
Source: RefSeq, a predicted model, not a curated record
AUGUUAUGAAUUGUUUGUUUUUGGUUAAAAGUACAACAGUUAUUUUAAAAGCGAAAACGUUUUCAAAUAAAGUUGAGUUGGCAAUGAAAUUUUGUAUAUGAAGAAAGUUUAGUGACAACAAGAUAAAUUAAGUUUAAAAAAAAAAAACUUUGUAAUGUUGAGCAAACAAUAUGAAACUCUAUUUUGAUGUUAUUAUUAUCGUAUUGGUUGUCGUUAUUUUCUUACUGUUUUUCGUCUUAUUUAAAAUCUACAAGCUUCAUGAAAAAUCUACCGACGAAAUUGAUUUGGCUGAACAACAAGAACUAUUAUCUAAUAUUUCAGGCUCUAAAGACAGCUCCUUACUAUCAUCUGAUCCUGGAUUUUCUAGUAUAGUUCAUAGUUUUGAGACUUUAAAUGAUAUUCAAGGAAAGCAAGAGAUAGAGAUAGACAUGGUUCAACCAAAUGUUCAGGAUCUCCCAAUCUCUGAAAAUGGUUAUUUGCAUGUCCAAAAUGAAUAUCCGUCUCCACAACAGACGUUGCUAAAGAAAAAACACGAGAUUAAAAUUUUGCUUCAGUACGACAAGCAAAGAUCCAUUCUAAAACUAAUUAUAAAACAUUUGGAUAGUAAAACAAAAGGCAAAAUUAACUCAUCCGAAACAUACGUAGACGUACAAGUUUCGCCUUAUCGUUUUCGAACUUAUAGAAAUCCAGGAUAUCGUCGGCCAGUGCGAGCAGUUAUAAAAAAGAGUAUAGAAUUUAGACUUGACCGAUUGGAACUUAAGACGACAUAUUUAUUAAUAUUUUUGCUGCGUUAUGACCCGUUCUCUCGACUAAAAGUUGACGGCGAGGUAACUUUUAAAAUGUCUGAAAUAUUAUCUGAAGGAUUUAUUGAGGGAUGUCAAGUGGAGCUUGGUAAAGAGUUUGUUCAAAGUAAGCAGGAAUUUACAGCUUUUAUAUUUAGGCCCAAAUAAACGAGAAUUUUUAA